Messenger RNA from Vicia faba (fava bean), 549 nucleotides. NCBI's taxonomy places the organism in Eukaryota, Viridiplantae, Streptophyta, Magnoliopsida, Fabales, Fabaceae. The record is from the annotation of a GenBank genome assembly.
AUGCUUUGCUUCAAAACAGAGAAGAGCGGAAACGACUACGAGAGCAGUUACUCUUCUAACUUUAACACCGGAAACGCAUUCAGUUACCUUUCUAAGAGCUACUUAAAUUUCUCUUCUUUGCUUCACUGUAGGAAUUCAUUCACUCAAUUAGAAGCCGCCUCUAAGGAUAAAGUCUUUCAUCUGCAGGGUAGGCGCUGUGAUAUCAGGCCUGGGACUACAAAAAGUUAUGAGACUGUCUCCUACCGAAUUCUGUCGAUGGAAAAUCCUCUAGCGUCUAACUCUUCCUCAAGAGUCCUUCAGACUCAGGCAAACUCAAGCCGGAAGAGCCUCUUAUAUUAUAGGCCCUGCAAGACCGCGUCUACCUCCUUCUUAGAUAAAGGCAUAGAGGAAGCCGGUAGGCUAUUCUUUAUUCUGGGAGAGACUUUCGAUUCCUUCCGCCUCAAGUACGUUCCAGUUUCUGCCCGCAAAGAUAAUAAUAUCAAACUCGAAAAUAAAGUCCUGCUUGCACCGGUCGACUACAAGGCAUGGGCCUUGCUGCAGGCGUGGUAA